Passer montanus (Eurasian tree sparrow) is the source of this 4545-nucleotide messenger RNA. It is a transcript of the gene ACKR5, whose product is annotated as G protein-coupled receptor 182. The transcript is spliced from 2 exons. The record is from RefSeq and is a predicted model, not a curated record. The coding region runs from base 1928 to 3022 and encodes 364 amino acids. Gene Ontology annotation, molecular function: G protein-coupled receptor activity. Lineage: Eukaryota; Metazoa; Chordata; Aves; Passeriformes; Passeridae. Gene Ontology annotation, biological process: G protein-coupled receptor signaling pathway. Gene Ontology annotation, cellular component: membrane.
GCUGGGAGAGGCAGCGCGGUGUUUAUCCAUCCCCUGGGCACGGUGUAUCCCGAGAUAAACCGGCUCGGAUGGUAGGGACCGAGCCAGGAAAGGCAGAACGGUGUUUAUCCAUCCCCUGGGCACGGUAUAUCCCGGGAUACCCCGGCUGAGCUGGCAUGGAACGGGCUGGGAGAGGCAGCGCGGUGUUUAUCCAUCCCCCGGGCUCGUGGGCGAUGAUCCCUGCGUCACUCACCGAGCUAAUUAAGAGCUGAUUAGCGAUCAGCAGCUGCGGGGCAGGUCUCUGAGGUUGUGCACUUGCCUGCGGGACCAGAGCAGCGCCAGCGCAGCCCCCUCCCCUCAGCUCUGGCAAAGCCCACCCUGGGCCGGGACCCCCGAGACGCCUCGGGGAGGGCGAGAGGGACGAGGAGCAGCCGGGACCUCGCACAAGCUGCCUUCCCCAGCCGAGGAAGCUUUUCCCGAGUGUUUUCUUUGGCUCGGGGAGCACAGCGUGCCCGGCAGCCCCCGCAGGUCGCGUUGGGGACCGGGACGUGGCGUGCCAACCCCCGGGAGCUGCAGCCCUGGCUGUACCUGCCGCGGCACACCUGUGCCCAAAUCCCUCCGGAGGAGGAAGGAGCAGGAGAAUUGCAGAUCCCCGGCGCUGCCUCUGCCUGGAGCCCGCCUCUCCAGACCCUGAGGGGCUCCUGGGCACAGAUUUGGGGUGCUGAGAGCCUUGGGGCACCCCAGGAAUUGCAGAAGGGGCUGAGCUGCCUGUCCCAAACCCAGAAAUACAACCAAGCUCCCAGAGCUCGCUGUUCCCACCCGCAUCAGCAGCCCCUGCACAGCCCUCGACGCUUCCCAGCUCCUGCUCAGCCCCAGAGUUCGCUGUGGAAUUCUCCUGACCCGUUAAACAGAACCAGCAGAGCAUUGCUUCCCCCUCGGAUGGGACAAAACCCCCUCGGUGGCAGAGCGGCCCCUCACCACCCCCACGGCCCCAGCUGAGCCAAAAUAUGCCCGGGGCCAGCACGAAGCCGCCGAGUUCCUGUUUGGAAGCCGCUCCUGCCGGGGUUGGUACCUGCACACGGGGUCACCAGCGCCGGGCUUGCUGUUGUGAGCCCCGACUUUAUCAGUGCCCUGGCGCUUCCCCGCUCCCCGUGCCUUCCUUCCGAGCCAAUUGUUGAUCCCGCAGUCUUGGCUGAGCUGGGAAAAAGGGAGAUUUCCUGCAAUUGUUUCGCAGGACUUGCAGAACGAUGCAAAAUUUUCUGCCUAUCAGCCCCCGUCCCCAGCUCCGGGGCAAGGCUUGAGCCCCCUGGCUUCCCCUGCCAGACCGCGGGGCAAUCAAGGCUCUGUGAUUAAUUGCUGCCUGGCCAGAGGUGCUUCUCUGGCGACAUCCGUCUGCCACCGGCUCCUGCGGGAGCGCUGCCCGGGCACAGAGUUCAGCUUUCAGCUUUUCCCCCGAAAAACCCCUGAUCUCACCCUGAUAUCGAGGUGGCAUCAAGGACAUCUUUGUCACCUUUGUUAUAACCCACCCCAACCAGGAUUCCCAGAGCUGGGGCAGGACCUGGGAUGUAUUUUCCCCACAGAAGGAUCCAGGCGGGAUCCAACCUCUUAUCCCAGCGCGGUGACAGUGGAGGGGACACUCGGGAAGCCCCGGGGACCCCCGUCCACCCCCAGGCACCUGCGGCUUCCACACCGACACCUGCCCGGGGCCUCCGUCCCCACCCUGCGGCAAAAUCAAACGGGAGCCGAGUCCCGGCGCUGCAGAUCCAGGGAAAUGUCACCGGGCUGGGCUGUCUCAGGAUGUCGCACCACGGCGGUCAUUUCCUGCCCAGCGAGCGGCCACCGAGCCCACCCCGGCUCCGUGCCCAGAGGCGCCUGAGCUGCCGAGCCGAGAGGAUCCCCCCGCCCCGAGCAGCCCCAGAGCAGCCCUCGCCCAGCCGCCGCCACCAGGAUGGCCGAGGUGACCACUGUCCCCACGGAGACACACACUGUCCCCAGUGAGUACGGGGACUACCACAACCUGUCCGAGCUGUUCUACCUCCUGAACCACACCUACACCUACUGCGAGUUCAGCCUGGACGAGAACAUCAAGCGAGUGGUUCUCUUCAUCCUCUACCUGGUCAUCUUCGUGGUGGGCUUGGUGGAGAACCUCCUCGUCAUCUGGGUCAACUGGCAGACGCGGGGCCACAAGAGCUUGGUCAACCUCUACAUCAUCAACAUGGCCAUCGCCGACCUGGGCGUGCUGCUCUCGCUGCCCGUCUGGAUGCUGGAGGUGAUGCUGGAUUACACCUGGCUCUGGGGCAGCUUCCUCUGCCGCUUCACCCACUACUUCUACUUCGCCAACAUGUACGCCAGCAUCUUCUUCCUCACCUGCCUGAGCGUGGAUCGCUACGUGACCCUGACCAGCUCCUCCCUCUUCUGGCGCCGGCACCAGCACCGCGUGCGCCGCGCGGUCUGCGCCUGCAGCUGGGUCCUGGCCGCCGCCAUCCCCGUGCUGGAGGUGGCUCACAUGCAGCUGGUCAACACCGGGGAGCCCAUCUGCAUCUUCAUGGCUCCUUUUGAGACCUACGACGAGUGGGCGCUGGCGGUCAGCCUGGCCACCACCACCAUCGGCUUCCUCAUCCCCUUCCCCGUCAUGGCGGUGUUCAACGUGCUGACAGCGCGGUUCGUGCGGCGCGCCAAGCCGGAGAGCCGCAAGCACUGCCUGCUGAUCUACGCCUACAUCGGGGUGUUCCUGCUCAGCUGGCUGCCCUUCCACGCCGUGCUGACGCUGCUCACCCUCGAGGGCAACCACAUCGUCCUGCACUGCACCUUCGCCCACUUGCUCUACUUCUUCUACGACAUCAUCGACUGCUUCACGCUGCUGCACUGCGUCGUCAACCCCAUCCUCUACAACUUCCUCAGCAAGAACUUCCGUGGAAAACUCAUCUCUGCCGUGGUCAAGUACAUCCCCAAGGAGCACGGUGGCCAGAAGGGCGCUGGAAAUUCCUCCUCCAGCACGCAGCACUCCAUAGUCAUCGCGAAGGACAACAGCCCUCCCAACUAAGGGGGGUCAGACUCUCCCAGUUUUGGUCGUGGUGGCUCCCUGGGGGCGGUGGGGUUGGUUUUCCUGCUGCUGAGGACACGAUUUGCUUGGGCACAGCCUUUCUUGGCUGGGCACCCCCCAUGCCAGGUUUGAGGAGAGCUGGGAGCUACGGACAUCUCGCCUCUGGAGUGCUGUUGUGUCCAACCUAAAGAAAGAAGAGAAAAUGAUAUUCCCUGUUUGACAAGAAGAUGCUAUUCCCUUGCAAUAAUAAAGCUUGUUACUCCACUCAGUGUGUGACACAACCCGGCCCCAAGAGCAGAGCCCCGUCCUGCCCCCAGCUGUGGGGUUGGAGUGCACCAUCUGCCCCACCACGGCUCUUCCUGCACCCCCAAACUGCCCCUGACCCCCACCCUGGGCACGGCACUGCCUGGUGAGUGCCAUCCCGAGAGGGAGAGGAGGAACCACCCCUCUGGAGCACAACCCCCCCUCCACAGUGCCCAGCAACAUCCAGAGCCCGAUUUUUGAGAGAUGAAGGCAAAGGGGCUGAGGAGGGCACAGACCUGAGGAGAGGAACAACUUGGAUUCCAGGUCAGCCACUCCUUCAGAGCAAUUUUGCAAACCCAGUUGUAAAUUUGUGAUGGCUAAACCGGGUUUUGCUGGGAAGGGCUGACUUUGGGUCCUCCACCCCAUUAACUCCAGCCUCCUCUGGAGCAUCCCCUGGCAGGUUUUUAUGGCCACUGGGUAGAUUUCUCAACUCCACCAGACCCCAACACCCCUUCCCCUUCCACCAAACCCCCCGUGGGAGCACGGGCACGUACAGAAAUCCUCAGAGCUGGAGCACAGGCUGGGUUUGUGCCCUGCAAGCAACUGGAGCAUCCGGAGAAAAUUCAUCCUGGCGUGGAUCCUGAUCUCAGUCACGUGCUGGGGCUCGGGCCCUCGCUGGGGGAAGGUGACAGAGAGACCAUAAAUCUCCCGAAGGCCUUGAGCUGCUCGGGGAACACGUGGUGAAAAAAGCAAAGCAUAAGCAGUUCUGGGGACAGGAUGCUGGCGCAGGGGUGGGAGCAGGAUGUCCCAGGAGAAGCCCAUGGCCAGGGGGUGACACGGAUGCGGGGUUAUCACGGGGCUGGCUGGGAAAGCUCUGCCCCUUCCAGGGCUCCCUGAUGGGGGAAAAACCCUCAAUUCCUCAGGGUUCCUUCUGCAGGGAUGCUCCUCUGUAUGCCAGGACAUGAGCACUGAGGGGAGAAUGCAAAUCCACCUUUUACACAGAAACUCUGGGAAUUCCCUGCUCAGGAAUUCCCUUCCUCUGCUCCUCACAGCUGUGAGUGCAGAACCCCAGGGGCUGUGAGACCCCCCGGGCUCAGAUCUGCACCCCACCAUCUUCAUUCCCUGAUCCCAAAUCCUCCCUGAGCUUCCCUUUGCUAAUUCCUUCCUAUUUCCAAUUAAAAAAAAUGGAGGAUAAACACACAACCAGCCACUCACCAGGGCAAAAAUAUAUUCAAGAUACUUCAACAUGUAAAAUUUGGUAUUUCACCUAAUAAACUUGA